Messenger RNA from Prunus persica (peach), 465 nucleotides. RefSeq names its product RING-H2 finger protein ATL80. The record is from RefSeq and is a predicted model, not a curated record. Gene Ontology annotation, biological process: protein ubiquitination. The coding region runs from base 1 to 465 and encodes 154 amino acids. NCBI's taxonomy places the organism in Eukaryota, Viridiplantae, Streptophyta, Magnoliopsida, Rosales, Rosaceae. The transcript has a single exon.
AUGGAUUCAUGGACGGAGGAGAGCCACGCCGGAGACGAUUUGGGAUUUGAGUUCGAGACACUUAAGCUCAUAGGCUUCUUGUUGUGCCUUGCAAUAGGGACCAUCGUCGCUGUAACAUAUCAGUGCCUUGCCGUUGCUGACCAAAGGCGCAUGCGAAACAACAACAACACACAGCAACAACAAAAUGAACAGCAACCUCAGGGGCUUCAAAUCAACCGACAGUUGAUCCCAGUUGUCGAAUACAGCAAAGAAAGCAAAGAUGGGAUUUGUGCUGUGUGCUUGUGUGAGUUCAAAGUUGGUGAGGCAAUUCGUGUGUUGCCUGAAUGCAUGCACUUGUUUCAUGCCGGCUGCAUUGACAUGUGUUUGAGCUCUCACUCUAAUUGCCCACUUUGUCGUACUGAUAUUGAGCCGCGACAUGUCGUUUUAUUGGUGCCACAAUUCAGAGGGGGAAACCUUAGCAUUUGA